This is a messenger RNA of Antechinus flavipes (yellow-footed antechinus), 1426 nucleotides long. It is a transcript of the gene ATP4B, whose product is annotated as ATPase H+/K+ transporting subunit beta. The coding region runs from base 37 to 912 and encodes 291 amino acids. Gene Ontology annotation, cellular component: sodium:potassium-exchanging ATPase complex. The transcript is spliced from 7 exons. NCBI's taxonomy places the organism in Eukaryota, Metazoa, Chordata, Mammalia, Dasyuromorphia, Dasyuridae. The record is from RefSeq and is a predicted model, not a curated record. Gene Ontology annotation, biological process: potassium ion import across plasma membrane; sodium ion export across plasma membrane; intracellular sodium ion homeostasis. Gene Ontology annotation, molecular function: ATPase activator activity.
UUAUCACAGAGUGGGGAACUCCUGAGAUUGGGGAAAAUGGCAGCUUUGCAAGAAAAAAAGACCUGCAGUCAACGUAUGGAAGAAUUCCGUCACUACUGCUGGAAUCCAGACACGGGGCAGCUUUUGGGAAGGACCUUAUCUAAGUGGGUGUGGAUUAGUCUCUACUAUGUGGCUUUCUAUGUGGUGAUGACUGGGCUAUUUGCCCUUGCCAUCUACACGUUAAUGUGGACAAUAGAUCCAUACACACCAGACUACCAAGAUCAAUUAAAAUCACCAGGGGUGACAUUAAGACCAGAUGUUUAUGGUGAAAGAGGUCUAGAAAUCUUCUACAAUGUUUCUGAUAAUACUUCUUGGAAAGAUCUUACCCAGACCCUUCACACGUUUCUGUCAGCUUACACUCCAGCCGCACAAGAGGAAAAUAUAAACUGUUCAUCUGAGCAGUACUUCAUUCAGAAAGAAUUUCAUGCUCCAAACCACACCAAGUUUUCCUGCAAAUUUACAGCAGAUAUGCUUCAAAACUGCUCAGGUCUAACAGACCCUAAUUUUGGAUUUGAGGAAGGAAAACCAUGCUUCAUAAUCAAAAUGAAUAGGAUAGUCAAUUUUCUCCCUAGCAACAAUACUGCUCCCAGAGUGGAUUGUACGUUUCUAGAAGAGAACCACAAAGACUUCACGCCUCUAGAAGUGGACUACUACCCAUCCAAUGGUACUUUUAGUCUACACUACUUCCCUUAUUAUGGGAAGAAAGCGCAGCCCCACUAUAGCAACCCACUAGUAGCAGCCAAAUUCCUCAACAUUCCAAAGAAUAAAGAUGUUAUCAUAGUGUGUAAAAUCAUUGCAGAGAAUGUAAGUUUCGACAAUCCCCAUGACCCAUAUGAAGGAAAAGUGGAGUUCAAACUAAAAAUUCAGAAGUGAAACAAGCAUUUUUUGUACUUCAGAGGAAGAUUUUCAAGAAGGCUAGUCGACAUUCAGAAAAUUGUGAACUGCUGACGGUUUUGUACUGAUUUGCUUCCAUCCCAAAUGAAAAUUGGCUAUAUGUUUUUUUUCUCUCAAUGUCAAUUUAUAAGAGGUACAUGGGUGAAAACCAUUGGGUAUUUUCUAUGACAUCCAGAGUUCCCCAGCUCCAUUAGCAAGGUUUCAUGGUCACAGUAAAAAUUUGUUCAUAUAUUACAGUAACCCUUAUUUAGAAAUCUUUUAGUGAAGGACAUUAUGACUGGCAUCUUUAUCUUUGUAGUCACUUUCCUUAGUAUAAUGCUAUGUAUUUUUCUACUGUUAACGAUUAUCAGAUUAAUGUAAAAGCUAUUAAGCAUGUGUCAUAAAAUAAUGGCUUAUAAUGAAACAUUCUGUUUUCUUGCUUUUAGUAAUGAGAUGAAAUAUUAAGUGAUAUAUCUGGAUUAAAGUAACAAGAAUACAUUUUUCUUUAACUGGA